This is a messenger RNA of Nicotiana tabacum (common tobacco), 1026 nucleotides long. RefSeq lists its product as uncharacterized. NCBI's taxonomy places the organism in Eukaryota, Viridiplantae, Streptophyta, Magnoliopsida, Solanales, Solanaceae. The record is from RefSeq and is a predicted model, not a curated record.
CCUUCACCAGACCACUUAGUUUAAAUAUUCUCACCGUCCAAAUAUUUACUACUACGCCUACAUAUACCCUUAAAAAGAGUUCAAUAUAUAGUUCAACAACACACUACACUCCCAGUUUCCUCCCCUUUAGCCAACUCCAUUUUCUCUUUACUGAUAGAUCAAAUAUGGUGUCCUUAGAAACUGCCACUACAUCUGUUGAACCGAAAUCGAGUCCCCGGAUUUCGUUCUCUGCAGACUUUCUUGAUGAGAAAAACUUCAUAUCCACAAGUCCAAAUUCUCAAGUAGAGAAAAAAUGCGAAAAAGAGCUUAAUGCAGCAGAAUUUGAGUUCCUAUCCAGCAAUUUUACAAGCGGAAACAUGACCACGGCCGAUGAGCUAAUUUUUGAAGGUAAGUUACUUCCGUAUUGGCAAAUAUACCAUUCUGAAAAACUCAACAAGAUUAGUCUCAAAACAGAAGAAAUAAUGACUGAAACAGAGGUGAAAGGUAAAGAAGAGAUGAAUAGGCCAACAAAUUGGUUUAUUGAUGAGGAUCCAUCUCCUAGGCCACCAACAUGUAACGUUUUAUGGAAAGAGUUAUUGAGAUUGAAAAAGCAAAAGCAAAGACCUUCCUCUUUAUCACCUUCCUCUUCUUCGAGCUCGAAUUCUGAAAUUUCUACAACAGAUGAAAGCAAAGAGAAGCAUGUGAACAAGAUUAAGAAAAGGUUGGAGAGAUCUAGAUCAGCAACUAUUAGUGUAAGACCUUUGAUUAAUGUGCCAAUUUGCACACAGGCUAAAAAUAAUGCACUACCACCUCUUUUUUCCCUUAACAAAGGAAGACUAGAGAGGUGAAAGCAGAAAUUAUGUAAAGAUGUUCUAUAGUGUUUCCUUACUUUUUAUUUUAUUUCAUUUGGAUCUAGAUUAAUGUUUAUUGCAAGGAUAUGCUUUCAUUUCGUGUAAUGUACCAGAGACUAAUUCCGUUUGUAUAGUCUCAAGAACCAUGUAAUCUGACAGUUUUUAGCUUUAAUAAUUCAGAACAGAAAAAAGUGAA